AUGAGAGCCUUGUGGAACUGGCUUCGGUGGGGCCAGGGAGCACUCAAGGACGAUGAAGAACAUGUAUUUCCUCUCAAUCGACCAUCAUCGGCCACUGAUAUCGACCGCUCAGACAACUCGCAGCUUUUGAUUAUCGGGAUAUCUGCUAAAGUCUAUCUCUUGGAUGGAAAGACUAUCAGAAAGCUACCUCGCAGCGACAACGACAUCCAAGCAAUCCAGCGUGAAGCCAUGAUAUAUGAUACUAUUGGCCCCCAUAUCCGUAUUGCUGAGUGUAUAUCUAUGGGCAAUAAUGAAUUUUGUCAGCAUGUCGACAUCAAAUAUUACCCCCAUGGUGACCUUGCUGCAUAUAUCCAGCAAAAUUCCAUCACACCUGAGCUUCAAUCGAAGUGGUUCCACCAAAUACUCGAGGCGGUUGUUACUAUUCACUCUUUUGAUGUUAUCCAUUCUGAUUUGGCACUACGGCAAUUUUUCAUUGACGAGAAUCUCGACCUACGCUUGGGUGACUUCAAUUUUGCCCAAUGCCCUGGGCACCCGGCUCUUGGUUAUGAAAAAGCAUCACACUGUUUACCUCGGGAUUAUGACCUACCGAAUACUGAAAGUUCCGAUAUCUUUGCCAUGGGGUCAACCCUAUAUGAGUUGGUUACUGGUAACAUACCAUACGGCGAGUUAAACAUGCUGGAAUCAAAUGACCCUGAUGUCGUCAAGGCACAUUUGGACCGACAGCAUGAGGUGAUUGACUUUGAAAUCGAAAGGCGAUACAAAAACCAUGAAUAUCCAGAUGUCAGCAAGCUCCCGCAUGGUUAUCUAAUACUGGAUUGUUGGCGAGGAGAUAUCACUACUGCAAAGGAAGCGCUAGAGAUUUAUUUGUAUAAUAUGAAGUCAUAG
Molecule: messenger RNA, 885 nt
Organism: Penicillium verhagenii
Lineage: Eukaryota; Fungi; Ascomycota; Eurotiomycetes; Eurotiales; Aspergillaceae
Exons: 3
Coding region: 1-885 (294 amino acids)
Biological process (GO): protein phosphorylation; intracellular signal transduction
Cellular component (GO): cytoplasm
Molecular function (GO): protein serine/threonine kinase activity; ATP binding
Source: RefSeq, a predicted model, not a curated record